AUGGGGGAUUCACAACAAGGAAAUAACAAAGGAAAAGGCAAAGAGAAAGAGAACUAUGAAUCUUGGACCAUGGACGAUACCAAUAAGUUGUUGCACCUCUUGGUGGAUUCUAUCAAUAGUGGAUUGCGUGAUGCUAAUGGGUCACUUAGCAAGCAAAAUGUAGAAAGAGUGAUACUUCCUCGUCUUAAUGAGAAAAUUAAGUUCCCAAAAACUUAUAAUAAUUACUUGAGCCGGAAUGAGUUUAAGAAGCAAUAUAACAAGAUGUCUACGCUUAUGCGUAACAACUCUGGCUUUGGGUGGGACCCAAUUGCAAAGACGUUCACUGCUAGUAGUGAUGAAGUAUGGAAAGAUUACUUGAAGGUACAAUACAACACAAUAGCUUUUCAUUGGGAUGCAAUGUGGCCUCACAUGGGGAUGCAAUAUAAUAAUGUGUAG
Prunus avium (sweet cherry) is the source of this 435-nucleotide messenger RNA. The record is from RefSeq and is a predicted model, not a curated record. NCBI's taxonomy places the organism in Eukaryota, Viridiplantae, Streptophyta, Magnoliopsida, Rosales, Rosaceae.